Molecule: messenger RNA, 1716 nt
Organism: Alternaria rosae
Lineage: Eukaryota; Fungi; Ascomycota; Dothideomycetes; Pleosporales; Pleosporaceae
Product: aspartic peptidase domain-containing protein
Exons: 1
Coding region: 438-1664 (408 amino acids)
Biological process (GO): proteolysis
Cellular component (GO): fungal-type vacuole
Molecular function (GO): aspartic-type endopeptidase activity
Source: RefSeq, a predicted model, not a curated record
CAUAAAUCCGCUCAAAACUCCUUUCCAAUCCCCUUCCAGCCCUGUCCGUACUAAACGGCCCACGCUUGUGGAUCUCUCCGGGCCGAUGGGCAAGAGCUAGUCCUCGUACAGCCCUCGCGCGCCCCUUCUCGGACAGUGCACAUCGGCCCGUGAGCCUCAUCUAGCUUUGAAGUCUUCCAGAAGACCACUUUUGUUAAUUUUAGAACACGACCGUCAUCUUCUGGUCUUCGCGCUCGAAUGUCAAUGGACAGGACCGUUGAAACGUCUUUGUGGGUACCCUUGUAGAUACGAUGUUCAUGCCGUAUAACUGGGUAGCGCGAGCGCAGGUACUAAUAUAUACCUCGCCAACGUGCCGCCUAGUAUUUCUCCCUUCAAUUCAAGAGCAUCUCAUUUCUUGACACCCGCGACUCCGUCUUACCAGAACACCAUCUUUCACCAUGGUGGGCCAAAUGAAGAAGCUCCUGGCCGUCGCCACCACCGUCUCGGCAUCCGUUCUUGAAUUGCCCGUCGUCAUCGACAACAGCUAUUCCAGCGUCAAAUUCGAAAUUGGAACACCUCCGAAGGAACACCGAUUGUUGUUCGACACCGGGUCUUCAACGCUGUUCGUCGUCAACACUGACUGCACCGAGGAAUCUUGCCCAGACGGCAAGGUCACAUCCUACGUUCGAGAGAAAUACAAUGCGUCUGCCUCGUCAACAUCCGUGGACCUCAACAUCCCCGCGUCGAUUCCGUACCUAGGCGGCGACGUUGCCGGCGAUACUAUCCAGGACGUUUUCAGCACUCUAGAUGGUAGCGUAGAAUGGAACCAGACCUUCCUAUCCGCCAACCAGAGCAGCUGGCGUUUCAUUACUGCUGAUGGUUUCCUGGGCCUGGGUUUCUCCUCCAUCGCGGAAAAGAACACGUCGACGCUGGUCGAGACAUUGUUGUGGGACGGACAACUGGACGCACCACGUUUCAGUCUAUUCUAUGGCACGAACUUUGAGGACGCAGGGAACGGUGUACAAGACGGCGUGCUGACUGUCGGCGGCAGCCAUGAGGACAAGUACGUGGAUGGCGAGAUGGUCUACACGCCCUUGAGGAAAGAGGAUCCAUACCAGCUCUGGAGAGCGCCACUAAGGAGCGUCAACGUACUCGUUGCGGAGAACCCAUCGGAACCAAACGCAACUAUUGAAAUACGGAACGGCCACCUUCCCACCACUGCCGUGUCGAGCGGUGGUUAUCCAGACGCCAAUGUAACAUGGCCAAUGUACCAAGGUGGAGCGGUUUUCGAUACUGGAUCUGGACGUGUCUCCUUUCCGAGCGACAUCAUUGAUGCCAUGUACUUCAACCUCGGCUGGAAUUACACCAAGCUCACCAACCACGGCGAAGAGAUCAUGGAGUGUAAGCACCUGAACGCUUCGUGGGCCAUCACUAUGACACUUGGAGAGGGCGCCCCAGAGGACGACGUCUCGUUCACUCUUCGAGGCGACGAGUUCCUCUUGCCGGGCCACCAAUGCAUGCCGCCAUUUGACAGUAGUGAGAACCAAGGUUUCGCGUUGGUCGGCGCGCCGUUCCUGCGAAGACAUUACUCCGUCUUCGACUUUGGUGCUGACAAGGUCGAUGAGUACCAACCGACCAUUGGUUUCGGAAGAUUGAAGAAGGAGUACGAUUUCAUGUACCUGUGAUUAUGGGUCAUGCAACUUUGUUCUGUUCUUUGUAAAUAUACGUUCGUAAACA